GGCCCCGCUCCCGGCCCCGCUCCGCCCCGGCCCCGGCCCCGCUCCCCGCGCCGCCAUGACGCUCCUCGCCGCCGGCAGCCGGGCGGCCGCGCGCCUCCGCGGGCCCAAGAACACCCCGUGUGUGCUCUUGGCCGCCCGCCACGCCAGCGCUGCCACGAACCUCAAGGAUGUCCUGGCCAACAUGAUCCCCAAGGAGCAGGCGAAAAUCAAGAGCUUCAGGCAGCAGCACGGCAGCACAGCCAUCGGGCAGAUCACGGUGGACAUGGUGUAUGGUGGCAUGAGGGGCAUGAAAGGGCUGAUCUAUGAGACCUCAGUGCUGGAUCCUGAUGAGGGCAUCCGCUUCCGUGGCUACAGCAUCCCUGAGUGCCAGAAGCUGCUGCCCAAAGCUGCUGGGGGAGAGGAGCCGUUGCCUGAGGGGCUCUUCUGGCUGCUGGUGACUGGAGAAGUGCCCACCCAGGAGCAGGUGACCUGGCUAUCCCAGGAGUGGGCUCGACGUGCAGCGUUGCCUUCCCACGUGGUGACCAUGCUGGACAACUUCCCCACCAACCUGCACCCCAUGUCCCAGCUCAGCGCUGCCAUCACGGCCCUCAACAGCGAGAGCAAGUUCGCUCGUGCCUACGGCGAAGGGAUCCACAGGGCCAAGUACUGGGAGUUUGUCUAUGAGGAUGCCAUGGAUCUCAUUGCCAAGCUGCCCUGUGUGGCUGCCAAGAUCUACCGCAACCUGUACCGGGAGGGCAGCAGCAUCGGCGCCAUCGCCCCCGACCUCGACUGGUCCCACAACUUCACCAACAUGUUGGGCUACACUGAGCCUCAGUUCGUGGAGCUGAUGAGGCUCUACCUCACCAUCCACAGUGACCAUGAGGGGGGAAAUGUGAGUGCCCACACCAGUCACUUGGUGGGCAGUGCCCUCUCUGACCCCUACCUCGCCUUUGCUGCUGCCAUGAAUGGACUGGCUGGGCCCCUGCAUGGACUUGCCAACCAGGAGGUGCUGCUCUGGUUGACCAACCUGCAGAAGGAGCUGGGCCGGGAGGUGUCGGAUGAGAAGCUGCGGGAUUUCAUCUGGAACACGCUCAACUCUGGCAGGGUGGUGCCAGGCUAUGGCCACGCUGUGCUGCGUAAGACCGACCCCCGUUACACGUGCCAGCGGGAAUUCGCCCUCAAGCACCUGCCCCAGGAUCCUCUCUUCAAACUGGUGGCUCAGCUCUACAAGAUCGUCCCCAACGUGCUGCUGGAGCAGGGCAAGGCCAAGAACCCCUGGCCCAACGUGGAUGCCCACAGUGGGGUCCUGCUGCAGUACUAUGGGAUGAAGGAGAUGAAUUACUACACGGUGCUGUUCGGGGUCUCCAGGGCUCUGGGGGUCCUGUCACAGCUCAUCUGGAGCCGAGCCCUGGGCUUCCCCCUGGAGAGACCCAAAUCCAUGAGCACCAAGGGGCUGAUGCAGCUCGUGGGCUACAAGUCUGGGUAAAGAAGGGACAGGGGAGGGGGUUCCCCCAACCUUAAAGCCCCCCUCCCACCCACCAACCCCCCUCUUCCCCACUCCCCCCUCCCCUGGGAACGCUGUGCUGCUGCCCCAGGGCCUGGACAGCCUCAGCACUGACCCCCCCCCUCAGGCAUUGGCUGGGGGGGGAAGAGGGGUGUGAGUGGAAACCCCCCCCCCAAAAACCUCUCCCUGCUUUAAGGGGGAUGGGGAGGGAGCCACCCUGUUCCUUUCAUCCCCUUUGCCCCCACCCAGCAGCACCACGCACACUGGGAGCCCCCCCAGGCUCCCCCCUGCUGCUGGGCUGGUGCUGUGUGGCCCCCCCAACCCCCCCCCCCCAAAAGGGGUUCAGUCCUGAUCCAUGUCCAAGCCCCCCCCUUUCCUUCCCUUCCCCCCCACCCCCAACCAUGGGGCAGCAGGUGAAGAACAAAGAUCUCAGCCCCUCCUUUCCCCCCCCCCCAAACCCCUCAGCAGGGACUUGAUACACUCCUCCCCCCCCCCUCCCCGUGUUUGUGUGACCCCCCCUGGCUGCUGCCCCCCCCUGGGCAUUGGGCACUUCUGUACAAACAACAACAAAAUGCAAAAUAAAUGUUUUUAUUAACAA
This is a messenger RNA of Colius striatus (speckled mousebird), 2081 nucleotides long. It is a transcript of the gene CS, whose product is annotated as citrate synthase. The transcript has 11 exons. The record is from RefSeq and is a predicted model, not a curated record. Gene Ontology annotation, cellular component: mitochondrial matrix. NCBI's taxonomy places the organism in Eukaryota, Metazoa, Chordata, Aves, Coliiformes, Coliidae. Bases 56 to 1465 code for a protein of 469 amino acids. Gene Ontology annotation, biological process: tricarboxylic acid cycle; carbohydrate metabolic process; citrate metabolic process.